This is a messenger RNA of Aaosphaeria arxii CBS 175.79, 807 nucleotides long. RefSeq lists its product as uncharacterized. The record is from RefSeq and is a predicted model, not a curated record. The coding region runs from base 1 to 807 and encodes 268 amino acids. Lineage: Eukaryota; Fungi; Ascomycota; Dothideomycetes; Pleosporales. Gene Ontology annotation, molecular function: protein binding. The transcript is spliced from 2 exons.
AUGUUCUCAUCUAAUCCAUCGAAAUAUCGAGGCGAAAGCUUCUCAAAACACCGAGCCAGCAAAUCGAAGUCACACAAGAAAAACCCCUCGUUCAGGGAUUCUCCAAGGAAGAUUGAAAAGCUCGCACAGCAAGCCCAAGCUGCCUCUCCUCAGUCUCAGACUUCUCCAACUCUUGGAAGUCCGAUCAUCACGCUUUCCGUUGGACGAGAGCAACGACUCUUCGCAGCUCACGAAGAUGUUCUUUGCCAUUCGCCGUUCUUCCAGUCGGCUUGCCGAGACCAAUACUUUCAAACGACCAACAAACGUAUCGAGCUUCCUGAUGACGAGCCAGAAGUGUUCUCUUCCAUUCUUGAAUACCUCUACAAAGGCGACUACUAUCCUCGUCUUGAGUACGAUAAGCGACGCAACAGCUGGAGCCUUGAGGAUGGUGGCAAUGGCAACGGCGUAGGUGAAGCCGUCAUCAACACCCACGUCGGUCCGAUCCUCAAAGACACGAUCAUCUACUGCGCUGCCGAGAGGUAUGGUCUUCAGGAGCUGAAGAAGCUUUCCCUGAGGAAGCAAGGCCUCCAGUCUGGCAUUCAAUGCAGCACCAUUCUUUCGUCGGCUCGCUUUGCAUACGCCAACACUCCGGACAACGACUCGAAGCUGCGUGCACACUAUCUUGCUCUCAUCAUCCGCGCCCGCCACACGUUCAAGCGAAGCGGCACGAUGCAGCAGGAAAUGGAGAACGGUGGAAAACUGUUCUUCGACCUCUUCGUCGCUAUGGUCAACCACAUGGAUGACCUCGGCCAGAAGUCCCCGCAUUAA